Molecule: messenger RNA, 2316 nt
Organism: Cercospora beticola
Lineage: Eukaryota; Fungi; Ascomycota; Dothideomycetes; Mycosphaerellales; Mycosphaerellaceae
Product: ariadne family E3 ubiquitin-protein ligase
Biological process (GO): ubiquitin-dependent protein catabolic process; protein polyubiquitination; positive regulation of proteasomal ubiquitin-dependent protein catabolic process
Cellular component (GO): ubiquitin ligase complex; cytoplasm
Molecular function (GO): zinc ion binding; ubiquitin protein ligase activity; ubiquitin conjugating enzyme binding
Source: RefSeq, a predicted model, not a curated record
ACUUGCACCUGACAAACCCGUUUCCGCCGUCACCUUCACUUCGCACCGCUCCUUCACCCUCGCCGCCUAGGCACAGGCAUGCGUCUUUGAGGUCUCGCCUCUGUCCUCCACGCUCGAGCAUCCACUCAGCCUCACUCGAGCAUUCGGACUGCGAACGGAGAUAAACGCCACUUACCCGCAGCAGUCAGCACCUCGGACUCCUCAGGCCUCAAUACUUCGCUGCUGUCUCGUCCAAGCGAGACGGCUGCGACUCGGUGGCCCACCACGCCUUCCGUCAAGAGAAAGCGAGAGAAUAUUGCUAGCAACGCUCCUAUCCUCGAAACAGCGGCUCGAAAGGCUACCAAGACCGCACACUGCAAGGUUCCUGUCGUGGACGCGGCGCUGCCUGCUACACCGCAGACGCUAGCGAGCGACAAGGACAUCAUGGAUAGCGACGAUGAGGUGCAGAGCUUGGCUAGCAGCGGGGAUAUCGGCAUGAUGGACGAUGAGGAUAGCAGCGUCGAUUUCGGUGCAGAUGACUCCGACGGCGAUAUGGACGACUUCAACGACGACGACGAGGGAGCCAUGUUUCAAUCGCAGGACAAGCUUAUGAAGCCGCAAAAGAAGGCGUUCGAGGUCGACUUCAAGGCCUACAGCCCCACAGACAUCCAGGCACAGCAGGACCAACAGAUCAACGAGGUCGCCACGUUACUCGAACAGCCCCACGAAUCGACAGCAAUACUACUUCGAUAUGCCAGAUGGAACAAGGAGCGAGUCAUUGAGCAGUACAUGGAUGAUCAGGAGGGGACAUUGGAGAAGGCAGGCCUUGGUCAAGAUCUACAAAGAGACCCACCUCGGAUCGAAACGAUAGAUGGUUUCGCUUGCGACAUCUGCUGCGAGGACGAGCCAGGCCUGCAGAGCUUCGCCAUGAAGUGCGCACAUCGGUACUGCGUCGACUGCUAUCGACAUUACUUGGUUCAAAAGAUCAGAGAUGAGGGUGAGGCCGCGCGGAUCAAGUGCCCUGGCGAUGGAUGCAAUAAGAUUGUGGAUUCCAAAUCGCUGGAAGUACUAGUGCCAACCGAGCUCAAAGACCGGUACCAUGAACUGCUGAUGCGAACGUAUGUGGAUGACAAAGAGAAUCUGAAGUGGUGCCCUGCGCCCGAGUGCAUCUACGCCAUUGAGUGCGGGGUGAAGAAGCGAGACUUGCAUCGAAUUGUGCCGACUGUCAUCUGUGAUCGCAAGCACAGCUUUUGCUUCGGCUGCACAUUGGCGGAUCACCAACCAUGCCCUUGCAAGCUGGUGAAACUGUGGCUCAAGAAAUGCGAAGACGACAGCGAGACCGCGAACUGGAUCAACGCAAACACGAAGGAGUGUCCGAAGUGCCAGUCGACGAUCGAAAAGAAUGGAGGUUGCAACCACAUGACUUGUCGCAAAUGCCGGAAUGAGUUUUGCUGGAUGUGCAUGGGUGUUUGGUCCGAGCAUGGCACGAGUUGGUACAACUGCAAUCGAUACGAAGAGAAGUCUGGAUUAGACGCUCGUGAUGCUCAAGCCAAGAGUCGACAAUCGCUCGAGCGCUAUCUCCACUACUACAAUCGAUACGCCAACCACGAGCAGUCUGCCAAGCUGGACAAGAAUAUCUUCGAGAAGACCGAGAAGAAGAUGCAACUUCUGCAGAACCAAUCCGGCUUGUCAUGGAUCGAGGUCCAAUUUCUCGAGAACGCUUCGCACGCUCUUCAGAUGUGCCGACAGACCCUGAAGUGGACAUAUGCUUUCGCGUACUAUCUCAAGCGUAACAACCAAACGGAGAUUUUCGAGGACAAUCAAAAGGAUUUGGAAAUGGCUGUCGAGAAUCUUUCGGAGAUGUUCGAGAAGCCCACGGAGCAGCUUUCGGAGCUGAAGGUGGAUAUGAUGGACAAGACGAGUUAUUGCAACCAACGUCGUAUUGUGCUGCUGGACGACACUGCCAAGAACUUGAAGGAUGGAAACUGGGAAUUCUCAGUUGAUAUAUAGCAUGACGACUGUCUCGUAGAAUCGAGCGAGGACCCUCCAGAAAGUCGAGAUAUGGCUGGGCAGCAGGAUGGCAUAUUCGAAGGUCCACUCGGAGGCCUACUCGAUAGAAUAGGCUGCUGCACAGGAUUGCAGCAAUGCGGAGUUUUUACGGAAUACCUUUACGACCACAGGCAUGAAAUCGGUGCAAAUGAGUUAUUGGAAUGGGCGCGCGGGCGGGCAAAGAUGUAGAUUUUCACUUUCCGUUGAGCGCAUGGAGUCACGGACACGGACGGAUUUUUUCCUUUCUUUUUCUAGGCAGACAUGCAUACGAGAACGACACAUUUUAGA